AUGGCUGCUGCUGCUGAGAAGACCGGCAUCGUCGCCCCGACGGCCGUUGCGCCGAAGACCGGCCUUGCCCUGUACUCCCGCUUCGCCCUGGCCGGCGCUGUCUGCUGUUCCGUCACACACGGUGCCCUGACGCCCGUCGAUGUCGUCAAGACCCGCAUCCAGCUCGAGCCGACUGUCUACAACAAGGGCAUGAUUGGCGGCUUCCGCCAGGUCAUCCAGAACGAGGGCGCCGGCGCCCUGCUGACUGGUAUUGGCCCGACCUUUGCCGGCUACUUUUUGCAGGGUGCCUUCAAGUUUGGUGGGUAUGAGUUCUUCAAGAAGCAGCACAUCGACUACCUCGGCCUCGAGACGGCCUCCAAGUACCGCACCGCCGUCUACCUGGCCUCGUCUGCCGCCGCCGAGUUCUUCGCCGACAUUGCCCUGUGCCCCCUGGAGGCCACCCGCAUCCGUCUUGUCUCGCAGCCCACGUACGCCAGCGGCCUGAUCUCCGGUUUCUCCAAGAUGCUGUCCACGGAGGGCAUUGGCGCGUUCUACGCCGGCUUCGGCCCCAUUCUGUUCAAGCAGGUCCCCUACACCAUGUCCAAGUUUGUCGUCUUCGAGAAGGUCUCCGAGGCCAUCUUCAACAUCUACCCCAAGAACACCCUGUCCGACGCCAGCCAGACCGCUGUCAACCUGGGCUCUGGCCUGAUUGCCGGCUUCGCCGCCGCCAUUGUCUCGCAGCCCGCCGACACCAUGCUCUCCAAGAUCAACAAGACCCCCGGCCUGCCCGGCGAGGGCACCACCUCGCGCCUGAUCAAGAUCGCCAAGGAGCUGGGUCUGCGCGGCUCGUACUCUGGUAUUGGUGCCCGUCUGUUCAUGGUCGGCACCCUGACCGCCGGCCAGUUCGCCAUCUACGGUGACCUGAAGAAGGCUCUCGGCGCCACUGGCGGUGUUGAGAUCUCCAAGUAA
This is a messenger RNA of Sporothrix brasiliensis 5110, 948 nucleotides long. Its product is annotated as solute carrier family 25 (mitochondrial phosphate transporter), member 3. Gene Ontology annotation, biological process: mitochondrial phosphate ion transmembrane transport. Gene Ontology annotation, molecular function: phosphate transmembrane transporter activity. The transcript has 3 exons. NCBI's taxonomy places the organism in Eukaryota, Fungi, Ascomycota, Sordariomycetes, Ophiostomatales, Ophiostomataceae. The coding region runs from base 1 to 948 and encodes 315 amino acids. The record is from RefSeq and is a predicted model, not a curated record. Gene Ontology annotation, cellular component: mitochondrial inner membrane.